Messenger RNA from Pimephales promelas (fathead minnow), 4329 nucleotides. The record is from RefSeq and is a predicted model, not a curated record. NCBI's taxonomy places the organism in Eukaryota, Metazoa, Chordata, Actinopteri, Cypriniformes, Leuciscidae.
AUCCACUUACGUAACGCGGAUACACUCUCUAAAACCCAUUUAAAAUACUCUGCGUACUGUCACGCGUGAAUUUAAAACCAACCGCCCUUCAAAUCAGUGUUUUGAUAACGCCUUCAACACGAACUGUAGAUAAAGUUAAUAGUGAUUUCCUGGCGCGAGUGAAUGUGAACCGCACCAUCCAUCCCAAAUUAAAUACUUCCGGGUAUUUCAUUACUCUCAGAUGUUGGCAUGAUUUCGUUUUGAGUGAAUCUUUUUCUUUAUAACAUCAAGCGACAUGGACGAGAGCGUUUUGAAGUGAGCGUGUUUUUGUUCUUAUUUGAUACUUUGUGGCUUUGUUUUAUCCAGCCAGAUGUGAGCGUGUACGUUUGGCCAUGUCCAGAUGUUGAUCUCAGGCAGAGUAAUCCACGGGAUUAAAUGCUGUUUCUAUGUGAAGAACUGUAUGCUGCAUUAACGUGCUCGCCAUGAAACACAUCGUUUUCUUUCUGGCGUCUUUAUUCCUGACGGAGUGUUCAAGGAGACCCAUUCGGGAUGUCCUAGACGACGAGUACGACCAGCUCAGCUCAUUGCUGUCAGACUUUGAUGUUCUUCAGCAGUCCAGUCUUCAACAGCAUUCGGUUCGCAAGAGAGAUGUCCAGUCACAAACACACGCAGAGAGGUUUCUCGGUUUCACUGCGUUACAGAGGCAUUUCAAAUUGUACCUGGCAACCAACACAGAGCUCUUCACUCAUGACUUUAAGGCUGUGGUAGUAGGAGAAGAUGGCGCUCAAAAGACGUACGAGGUCCAGAGAGAAAACUUCUUCAUCGGUCAUGUCAUUGGAGAGGAGAAUUCCCGCGUACAAGCGCAUAUCGGUGUCAAUGACUUCACUGCUCAUAUUCUUACUGAUGAAGCCGAAUACAAUAUUGAGCCCCUGUGGAGGUUUAUCGAAGACUCGCAUGAUGAUCGACUGCUCGUAUAUCGCUCUGAAGACAUCAGGAACGUGAGCCGGUUGGCGGCUUCAAAAGUGUGCGGCUACAUCAGCACAGAUGCCAUGGAGAUGCUGCCAGAGAGUGUGCGGGCUGCCAGAGCACUAGAUAAAGGGGAAAGGGAGGAGGAUGGGCACCUGAGAGAGAGAAGACAGACCCCAGACCACAGUAAGAACACCUGCCCUCUGCUGCUUGUGGCCGACUAUCGUUUUUUCAGGCACAUGGGCCGUGAGGAGGAGAGCACCACCCUCAACUACCUGAUUGAGCUGAUUGAUCGUGUGGAUGACAUUUACCGUAAUACGUCUUGGAAUGAGGAGUAUAAAGGUUAUGGAGUUCAGAUUCAGCAGAUCAUAAUUAACAAGACACCCACUAAAGUUUUGCUGGGAGGUGCCCACUUCAACAUGAAAGGGACUCCUGUGAAGAACAAGCAUGUCUGGGACGUCAAGAAGCUCCUGGAGCAAUUUAGCAUUGACAUCGCAGAUAAUGCAUCCCAAGUGUGCUUGGCUCAUCUGUUCACAUAUCAGGAUUUUGAUGAAGGGACACUCGGCUUGGCUUACGUGGCUCCCUCCAAAGCAGGCUUUCCUGGAGGUCUUUGCUCUGAAAAGUGUCCUUCUUCAGGAAAUGACAAUCGUGCUAUAUACCUCAACACUGGACUAACCAGCACCAAAAAUUAUGGAAAAACCAUUCUCACCAAGGAAGCUGAUUUGGUUACAACUCAUGAGCUUGGCCACAACUUUGGUGCUAUUCAUGAUCCAGAUACUUCACCGGACUGCACGCCCAGAGAGGAUCAGGGGGGCAAAUACGUAAUGUACCCCAUUGCAGUGAGUGGGGACCACUCUAACAAUAAAUUGUUUUCAAACUGCAGCAAGAGAUCCAUAGUAAAGAGUCUGACCCUCAAGGCCCCCGCCUGCUUCAGAGAGAGGAACAGCAAUGUGUGCGGAAACUCACGGGUGGAGGUAGGCGAGGAGUGUGAUCCUGGACUGCUCCACCUCAACAGCGACCGCUGCUGCACGUCAGACUGCAAACUUCGGCCCAAUGUGGAGUGCAGUGACAGGAACAGUGCGUGCUGCAAAGACUGCAUGUUUGAGAGGAAGGGCAAGGUGUGUCAGGAGCCGAUGAAUGCCACUUGCAAGGGAAGGUCUUACUGUACAGGACUCAGCAGUGCAUGCCCUCCUCCAGAGAACGUCCCUAAUAAGACCAUCUGUGUGGACAAUGGGCGGUGUCUGAACGGAGAUUGCAUCCCAUUCUGUGAAGCUGUGAAGAGCCUGCAGUCGUGUGCUUGCAAUGAGACGAACAACUCUUGUAAGGUGUGCUGCAAGGAUAAGAAUGCGGUGUGCACUCCUUAUAUUGAUGACAAGGGCAACCCCAUCUUUCUGCGGAAAGGCAAACCCUGCACUGUGGGCUUUUGUGAUGGAGCGGGUAAAUGCAUGAAACAGGUCCAGGAUGUUAUUGAGAGAUUGUGGGAUUUCAUUGAGAAGUUGGAUAUCAAUACUUUUGGGAAGUUCCUGGCAGACAACAUUGUUGGCUCAGUGGUGGUGUUCUCACUUCUUUUCUGGAUCCCGCUCAGCAUUCUGGUCCAUUGUGUGGAUAAAAAACUUGACCAGCAAUAUGAAUUUAACACAAAGCCACUCUUCUACCCCAGUAAUGCAGAGCUGCUGAGCAGUCUAGAAUCAGCCUCGGUGCGGAUCAUCAAACCGCCAUCAUCCUCAGGCUCCUCUGCGGUGCCACGCUUUCAGGCAUCAGAACCCUUGCAGACCAGCACACCACCUGUCUCCAUCUCCCAGGUGGCUCCAGCCAUAAGCCCAACACCAACACCGUGUCCUUACCCCACCAUGGAGCACCAACGCAUGGCCACCAUCCAAGAAGAUCUCAGCUAUGAUUCCCACCUGGAUGAACAAGCCCUGGGAGAGGACUUCCCGACCUCUGGCACAGUGUCACGCUCCUUUGAUGAUCUGACGGAGAACCGAGAGAAUGCUAUGUCCUUCAGGGUAAAGAGACAUGCACACAUUAACAGCAAGGAGACUGAAUGUUAAGAGUAUGAUUGGAUAGGAAUUGUAAGGGAAUAUGCUCGGUGGUAAUGCUCAAAGCUGAACAGAACAAGCAUUACAUAUGCGCUGAAAUGCAAUGUGCUUGCCGCUCAAGUAUUGAAAAAAACUAAAACAGAAUGCAGUAUGUUUUAAAGGCAUAGUUCACAGAAAAUUCACCCUCAUGUCGUUCCAAACCUGUAUGACUGGCUGACUUCUGUGGAGCUCAGGAGGAGAAAAUCGUGAGGAUGUGUUUGUCUCUUUUCCGAGGAAUUAGAAGAGCACACAAAAGCACAAAGUACCUUAAAAGUGAUACAUAUGACUUGUGCCCAAUAUUUCAAGUCUUUUUAAACCUCGAUAAGAUUGUAAAUUUUUACUCUGCAUGGUACAGUACUGAAUAAAAUAUCUGUUACAUCUGCUGCAACCGGAUAGUUUUAAUUGUCGAGUUAAACUUCAGUCCGAUUCCUGAACAGAUUAUUGAGACUGAUUUUGUGCACCAGAAGAACCAUUAAAUUCAAAAUCCGAUUCAAAAGGUUAAUUUGUUCACUAACUGGAGAUUGCUACUUCUUUCAUGAAAACAAUUCUUAUAAAAUGUGCCAGAGUGAAGAAAGGAUUAUCAGAGGAAAAUGACUUAAAUUUGACUCUGUUCCUCCACAAAGCUACCGAAUAGCUUUAAAACACUUUCAAUUAAGCAGCGGCACACAUGUUGGGUCCAUGUCCACCACUUUCAUGCUUUUAAGGCGCAGAUUCAGAAGAAAGUAAGUCAUACAUGUUUGGAAAGACAUGAGUGUGAGUAAAUGAGGACAGAAUGUUUUAAGAGCACCGGUCUUUUAUAAAGCAACACAUGGCACAAAUCAUUCAGUGUCUAGGCAUUACGUGGGAAUUCAGUGUUGUUAAUCCUGUUAGGAUUCUGCAAUAUGCAUUCAUAUUUACAGACGCACACACUCUCAACAGAGUAAUCUACACGUGACCAGCUUCAUUGUUAAAGCUUAACUACCCCAUGCCAAGAUGUUUACAGGUCUGUUUUUGUCUUAGGGAUUGAGUAGAUGCUAACAGAUCUUGAUAACCAUUAACCAUUACCUGUUAUAUUUUAGUUGAUAUUUUACUUGUAUGUGUUCUGACACACCAGCAAAUCAUGUUUUGUAACCUCUACUGAGCACAAUCGUUCUUGCUUUUUAUUGUUUGCAAAAGACAAUCGGAUCUUUUAGAGGAAUUUGAUAUUUUCAGGCAUUAUGUACUGUUCCUGAAUGUAACAAAAUGUUACAGUAAUUUAAACAGUUGUACCAGCUGACAUUAUCCCAUGGUUUCCCAGAUAAGGCUUAAGGGAUAGUUCACUUUGAAA